Messenger RNA from Fraxinus pennsylvanica, 672 nucleotides. NCBI's taxonomy places the organism in Eukaryota, Viridiplantae, Streptophyta, Magnoliopsida, Lamiales, Oleaceae. The record is from the annotation of a GenBank genome assembly.
AUGGCGAUCCUGUAUGGGGUGGUGGCGCGUGGGACUACGGUGCUGGCGGAGUUCAGCGCCGUGACGGGGAACGCACCUGCCGUGGCGCGGCGGAUACUGGAGAAGCUGUCGGAGACGAAUCAGGAGGAGUCGAGACUAUGCUUCUCCCAGGAUCGGUACAUUUUCCAUAUCCUUAGAUCGGAUGGACUCACCUUCCUCUGUAUGGCCAACGAUACAUUCGGAAGGAGAAUCCCUUUCUCAUAUUUGGAGGAUAUUCAGAUGCGAUUCAUGAAAAACUAUGGUAGAGUGGCUCCUUAUGCUCCUGCUUACGCUAUGAAUGAUGAAUUCUCAAGGGUCUUGCAUCAGCAAAUGGAGUUUUUCUCCAGUAAUCCUAAUGCAGACACUCUCAACCGUGUCAGAGGAGAAGUUAGCGAGGUACGCACAAUUAUGGUGGAUAACAUUGACAAGAUAUUAGAAAGAGGUGAUCGGAUUGAGCUUCUUGUUGACAAAACAGCAACUAUGCAAGAUAGUGCAUUUCACUUCAAGAAACAGUCGAAGCGCCUUCGUCGAGCUCUGUGGAUGAAAAAUGCCAAGCUCUUAGCCCUGUUGACUUGCUUGAUUGUCGUUCUACUGUACAUUAUAAUCGCUGCUGCUUGUGGGGGCAUCACUCUACCGUCCUGUCGAUCAAAAUAA